Molecule: messenger RNA, 999 nt
Organism: Drosophila novamexicana
Lineage: Eukaryota; Metazoa; Arthropoda; Insecta; Diptera; Drosophilidae
Exons: 4
Coding region: 31-828 (265 amino acids)
Source: RefSeq, a predicted model, not a curated record
CGCGGCCAGUCGACGGGUCCCAGUGGAAAGAUGUACACAAUUCUAGUUGGAUUGGCGAUGCUGUUGCCUGUGGUGCUGGGCCAUGGCAGGCUGAUGGAUCCGCCGGCACGGAAUGCCAUGUGGCGCUUUGGCUAUCCCAAUCCGGUCAACUACAAUGACAACGAGCUCUUCUGCGGCGGCUAUGCGGUCCAGUGGGAGCAGAACAGCGGUCGCUGCGGCGUUUGCGGUGAUGCCUACCACGUGAAAUCGCCGCGACCGCACGAGGCGGGCGGCGAGUAUGCCAAGGGCAUCAUAUCGCGCUACUAUACCGCCGGCCAGGAGAUUGACGUUGAGGUGGAACUAACGGCCAAUCAUUAUGGCCGCUUUGAGAUGUAUCUGUGCCCCAAUAAUAAUCCCCGACAGGAGGCCACCCAGGAGUGUUUCGAUCGCUAUCCAUUGUUCAUUUCGGGCAGUCGGGAGCAUCGAUACCUUAUUCCGCGCAACACCAAGAAGAAGGACAUCUUUCGCUAUAGCGUCCGCCUGCCAGCCUAUGUCACAUGCACCCAGUGCGUCCUCCAAUGGACCUACUACACGGCCAACAUGUGGGGCACCUGUUCCAAUGGCACCGAAGCCGUCGGCUGCGGCAAGGCGGAAACGUUCCGCAACUGCGCGGACAUUGCCAUCAUUUCCAAUACAGGCGGCGGCGUACCGCCCAUUUUUGUCAACAAUAGAUCCCCGUAUUUGCUGUACUAUCGUGAUUAUCGGGCACCCGACGAUAACAAUGUGUUCCCACUGAUUGUGCGCAAUGCCACGCGGCAUGCGCGCAAACGCAAGCCACCAACCGCUUAACCGCUUACCCGCUAAAAACAAUUUAAAAAAAAACGCUAAAAUCCGCUUACCCGAUACACAAAAGUUUUUCUAGCUAAAGCAGCGCAGCACAAGGUCUACACGAAACGGGUAAAGGUCAACUGUAAACUGUAGAUGUAAGAUGCAAAACGGGUUUUGGUUGCACUCGCACAC